GUCAAUGUUAUUUGGCGGGAGUUUGUCGGAAUUCUUCAUUUCCAUCCGACUUUUUUAUUUACUUUUUCUUUAAAUCGGAAUCUCGUAAGUUUUCGCGAUGGUGAAGAAACCGAUCAGCAAGAUGUACGUGAUUAAACGAGAUGGGAGACAGGAGGCCGUUCACCUGGAUAAGAUUACUUCGAGAAUCCAGAAGCUGUGUUACGGUCUGAAUAUGGACUUUGUUGACCCGCUCUCGAUCACGCUGAAGGUUAUCAAUGGGCUGUAUCCCGGUGUAACGACGGUAGAAUUAGACACAUUAGCGGCCGAAACCGCAGCCUCUAUGACUAUAGAUCAUCCCGAUUACGCAGUACUGGCUGCUAGAAUUGCCGUGUCAAAUCUGCACAAAGAAACGAAAAAGCAGUUUAGCGAUGUUAUUAACGAUUUGUAUAACAUAGUGAAUAAGCAGACAAUGAAACGUACAACGAUAAUAUCGGAUACACACUACGAGAUAAUAAUGAAGAAUGCAGAUCGGUUAAAUUCCGUUAUUAUUUACGACAGGGAUUUUUCUUACAACUACUUUGGAUUUAAGACCCUUGAGCGAUCAUACUUGCUCAAAAUUAACGGUAAGAUCUCCGAGAGGCCGCAACACAUGCUCAUGAGAGUUGCAGUUGGUAUCCACGGAGAGGAUAUUGAAAGCGCAAUUGCAACUUACAAUCUUCUUUCUGAAAGAUACUUUAGUCACGCGAGCCCCACUCUAUUCAACGCGGCCACCAUAAGGCCGCAACUUUCAUCGUGUUUCCUCUUGAUGAUGCCCGACGACAGUAUCGAGGGCAUCUGCAAGUGUUUGACACAGUGCGCGUUCAUUUCGAAAUCGGCCGGUGGCAUCGGCAUCAACGUUCAUAACAUCCGCGCGAAGGGGUCGUUAAUAACCGGCACCAAUGGUGUCUCAAACGGCCUCGUGCCGAUGUUGAAAGUAUUCAACUCGAUGGCCAAGUAUGUGGACCAAGGGGGAAACAAACGACCCGGCGCCUUCGCCAUUUAUCUCGAACCUUGGCACGCCGACAUCAUGGAGUUUCUCAACUUGAAGAAGAACACCGGCAAAGAGGAGCUGAGGGCAAGGGAUUUAUUCUACGCCCUGUGGAUCCCGGACCUGUUCAUGAAAAGGGUAGAGUCUAAUGGGGUGUGGUCUUUGAUGUGUCCCAAUCAGUGUCCUGGCUUAUCGGACUGCUAUGGGGAAGAGUUCGAGCAGCUUUACGCCAAAUAUGAGGAACAGGGAUUGUUUGUUAGGCAAGUACCCGCGCAAGAGGUAUGGCGGGCCAUCAUAUCUUCGCAGGUCGAAACGGGAACGCCCUAUAUGUUGUACAAGGACGCGUGUAACAGGAAAUCAAAUCAGCAGAAUCUCGGCACCAUUAAGAGCAGCAACCUGUGCACCGAAAUCAUCGAGUACACGUCACCCGACGAGGUGGCCGUGUGCAAUUUGGCCUCCAUCGCGUUGAACAUGUUCGUGUCCGCGGAUAGGCAGAAGUUCGACUUUCACAAGCUGAAGGAGAUCACGAAAGUCGUGACGAAAAAUUUGGACAAGAUUAUCGACAUCAAUUACUACCCGAUCCCCGAGGCCGAGAAUUCGAACAAAAGGCAUAGGCCCAUUGGCAUUGGGGUUCAAGGCCUCGCCGACACUUUCAUCCUGCUCCGUUUACCGUUCGAAAGCGAGGAGGCGGCCCGCCUCAAUCGCCAAAUCUUCGAGACCAUUUACUACGGCGCCCUGGAAGCGAGUUGCGAGAUUGCCGAGAAGGCGGGGCCGUAUCAGACGUACGCGGGUUCGCCAGUAAGCCGAGGCAUCCUUCAAUACGAUAUGUGGAACGUCACACCUACCGAUCUCUGGAACUGGGAGGAGCUUAAGAUAAAAAUCGCCCAACACGGCGUCAGGAACUCGCUACUCGUAGCUCCCAUGCCUACAGCUUCCACGGCUCAGAUUUUAGGCAAUAACGAGAGCAUAGAGCCCUACACGAGCAAUAUUUAUACUCGUCGGGUGCUCUCUGGUGAAUUCCAGGUGGUCAAUCAACACCUGCUCAAAGAUCUUACCGACCGAGGUCUGUGGGACGACAGGAUGAAGAACCAGAUCUUGGCAAAUUACGGCUCGAUUCAGAAUAUCCCGGGCGUGCCUGACGAUCUCAAGGCCAUUUACAAAACCGUCUGGGAGAUAUCGCAGAAGGCGAUCAUCAACAUGGCCGCCGAUCGGGGCGCUUUCAUAGAUCAGAGCCAGAGUUUGAACAUCCAUGUGGCGAAGCCCAAUUACGGCGUGCUGACUUCGAUGCACUUUUAUGGAUGGAAUAAGGGGUUGAAGACAGGAAUGUAUUAUCUGAGGACCAAGCCGGCGGCCAACCCUAUACAGUUUACGGUCGACAAGAGUAAGUUGCUGGUGAAGAAUGGCGACGUAAAGAACGGCGAUGCGAAGAACAGUGAAGAUGAGGCAGCGGCAGCGAUGAUGUGCUCCCUGCAGAAUCCAGAGACGUGCGAGAUGUGCAGCGCUUAGAUAAUUUUAUUAGGUUAGAUCACGCAGUCUUGGAGUUUCGCAAAGAUUUAUUUUAAUCUGUAUUGCUAUUACUAAGACUAAUUAAUUAAUCUUUAAGGAUGUCCUGUGAUCGAGUUUUUUACUUGUCAACUACAAGCUAUAUUAAUUUUUUCGACGAUUGAGUUUUAUUUCUAAAUGUGGUAUACCAAUGAUAUAUGGGUCAUUCAACCAAUUUACACCGAAUUAAAUAAUACAUCGCUCUAGUUCCUACUACCAUUUCUUUUGUUUUAAAUUGUAUAUCUGUACCACGUUUUAUAAUAAGUUGU
This is a messenger RNA of Cylas formicarius (sweet potato weevil), 2817 nucleotides long. RefSeq names its product ribonucleoside-diphosphate reductase large subunit (gene RnrL). The record is from RefSeq and is a predicted model, not a curated record. The transcript has 7 exons. The coding region runs from base 98 to 2512 and encodes 804 amino acids. Gene Ontology annotation, molecular function: ATP binding; ribonucleoside-diphosphate reductase activity, thioredoxin disulfide as acceptor. Gene Ontology annotation, cellular component: ribonucleoside-diphosphate reductase complex. Lineage: Eukaryota; Metazoa; Arthropoda; Insecta; Coleoptera; Brentidae. Gene Ontology annotation, biological process: deoxyribonucleotide biosynthetic process; DNA replication.